Mustela erminea (ermine) is the source of this 4300-nucleotide messenger RNA. It is a transcript of the gene XYLB, whose product is annotated as xylulokinase. The record is from RefSeq and is a predicted model, not a curated record. The transcript is spliced from 20 exons. Lineage: Eukaryota; Metazoa; Chordata; Mammalia; Carnivora; Mustelidae. Gene Ontology annotation, cellular component: cytosol. The coding region runs from base 107 to 1717 and encodes 536 amino acids. Gene Ontology annotation, biological process: D-xylose metabolic process; xylulose metabolic process. Gene Ontology annotation, molecular function: D-xylulokinase activity.
AGCCGGGCGGAGCGAAGGGCGGGCCCGGCGUCUCUGGGUGCUGGAGCGCGGCGACACUGCGGCCCCGGGAAGGACGGACGGACGCGCCGCCGGACCGUCCGCGGCCAUGGCCGAGCACGCCGCUCGCCCAUGCUGCCUGGGCUGGGACUUCAGCACGCAGCAGGUGAAAGUUGUUGCUGUUGAUGCAGAGCUGAAUGUGUUCUAUGAGGACAGUGUGAAUUUUGACAAAGACCUUCUAGAAUUUGGGACUCAGGGUGGAGUUCACGUUCACGAGGACGGACUGACAGUGACCUCUCCAGUCCUGAUGUGGGUCCAGGCUCUGGAUAUCAUCUUGGAGAGGAUGAAGGCUUCAGGCUUCAAUUUCUCUCAAGUCCUCGCCCUGUCUGGGGCGGGCCAGCAACAUGGAAGUGUAUACUGGAAGGCUGGGGCCAGCCGCGUGUUGACAAGCCUGUCACCAGACCUCCUGUUACAUAAGCAGCUGCAGGAGUGUUUCUCCAUCAGGGACAGCCCAGUAUGGAUGGACUCCAGCACCACAGUCCAGUGCCGCCGACUAGAGGCCGCCGUGGGCGGGGCGCAGGCUCUCAGCUGCCUCACCGGCUCCCGAGCCUAUGAGCGUUUUACAGGAAACCAGAUUGCAAAGAUUUACCAGCAGAAUCCUGAGGCCUAUGCACACACAGAGAGAAUUUCUUUGGUUAGUAGUUUCGCUGCUUCCCUGUUCCUUGGGUCUUACGCCCCUAUCGACUACAGUGACGGUUCUGGAAUGAAUUUGUUGCAGAUCCAGGACAAAGUCUGGUCGCAGGUCUGCCUUCGCGCCUGUGCACCUCAUUUAGAGGAGAAGCUUGGCUCACCUGUACCGUCAUGCUCUGUGUUGGGAGCCAUUUCCUCCUACUUUGUCCAGCGCUAUGGAUUUCCUCCAGGAUGCAAAGUGGUGGCCUUCACUGGGGACAACCCUGCAUCGCUGGCAGGCAUGAAGCUGGAGGAAGGUGACAUUGCGGUCAGCCUGGGCACCAGCGACACCCUAUUUCUCUGGCUCCAGGAGCCCACGCCCGCCCUGGAAGGGCACAUCUUCUGCAACCCGGUUGAUGCCCAGCACUAUAUGGCGCUCCUGUGCUUUAAAAACGGCUCCCUCAUGAGAGAGAAGAUCCGCGAUGAGUCCGCUUCCUGUUCCUGGAGUGAUUUCUCUGAGGCGCUGCGGUCCACGGAGAUGGGCAACGGCGGGAACCUGGGUUUUUAUUUUGAUGUAAUGGAGAUCACCCCUGAAAUUACUGGGCGCCACCGGUUUAGCGCAGAAAACCGCCAGGUCUCAGCAUUCCCUGGGGCUGUGGAGAUCCGGGCACUGAUCGAAGGGCAGUUCAUGGCCAAGAGGAUCCAUGCUGAGGGCUUGGGUUACCGAGUCAUGCCCAAGACAAAGAUUCUGGCCACUGGAGGGGCAUCUCACAACAGAGACAUCUUACAGGUGCUUGCAGAUGUGUUUGGCGCCCCAGUAUAUGUCACAGACACUGCCAACUCAGCCUGUGUGGGCUCCGCAUACCGAGCUUUCCAUGGCCUUGCAGCUGGAACAGACGUGCCCUUUUCAGAGGUGGUGAAGUUAGCCCCAAAUCCCAGAUUAGCUGCUACCCCAACCCCAGGAGCUUCUCAGGUCUACGAGGACCUUCUCCCACAGUACGCCAAGCUUGAGCAGAGAAUCCUGUCCCAGACCCCGGGGCCUCCAGAGUGAAUUCCUCAGGCCCAGGCAUCCCACUUUGAGACGUACGUGCUCCUCCUGGACAGCAGGGAUCCUCUUCCCUGUCCUAAGUGACUCUGCCUGCCCGUCUGACUCCUCGUGGUGCUGCCUGGGACUACCUGAAACCCACCUUAGCGCAUCUCCCUGAAUGUAAAUGGGCUGUUCCUGAUUCUGUACCCUUGUGCCCGGGGCAGGAAAGCCUCUGUCUUCUCCUGCCCUUUAUCUCGGGGGGCAAGAUAAAGCAGUGAGUCUGGGAUAUAUCCAGUAAAAAUUGUGACUUUGCCUCCUUUCAAAUGCAGAAGUAAAGUGAAUACAGGGACCUAAAUUGGGUGAACGGUGGAGACAAAGCUGUCCCCCCAUAUCCCGACCCCAGCAGCCUCUUCCCCAACUCUCACUCUGGCUACUCCUCCUCAAACUGUAACCCACAGCCACCCGCCCCCUCCGUACUGUGACCCUGCAGUCCAUCCUCCUCCUCCCCACGCCAAACUGAUCUCAGCUGCUGCCUCCCUCCUCAUUUCAGAGUCUGAAGGGCUUCGUAGUAGCUUCCUUUCUUGUCUUUCCUUGCUCACCCCUGCACCUUCCAUCCCUUGUCACCUUCCAGCAUCUGCCCCUUCAUCCUUCGAGAUCUCUCCUUCCUCCCCACGCCCACCUUUUGUAACUCACUGCCUCUUACCCAAAAAGCUUGACAGGCCUAAUGACCAAGCUUUCUGUCCCCCUCCCAUCCACCCUGCCCACUGGCUGCCUUACUCCCCAGAACACCAGACCACUUGCAGGAGCCCUCUCCCAAGUGGUACAGGGUAGCACCUCUCUCCCUCCGUCCCUUCCUUCAGGAAGAAUUUCCCUAAUUCUGGAUUUCUUUGAUUCUGUUUCUGUUUUGUCAUUUAACAUAUUCUCUAUCUUCUGUAUUUCCUAUAAAUUCCUAUAAAUUGGUGAUUGGCUCUUCAACCUCCGUGCUAUUGACAUGGAGCUGGGUAAGUUUUGGUUGUGGGGGCAGCGGGGUCACUGGCCUUGACCCACCACAUGCCGGUAACACGCCCUCCCCAAGUUGUGACAAUCCAGAAUGUCUCUAGGCAUUGCCACGUUACCUCCUGGUGGGGAUAGGAAGACAAAAUGGCCCCUAGUUGAUAACCACUGACCUGGAGGCUUGAUCUGAUGCACAUGUGAUUAUUUCCCUGUUUAUGUCAGACAGCUUCCUAAGAUGGUGGUGUGUUCUUCCAUCAGGAGGCACAUGUGUCUGGUUUUCUCUCAUUUGAGGGAUGUUCAUGCCUAGCUCCAUUAGUUCACUAGGGAUACAGUCUUGUUAUUCCUCUUCAUUUACCCGGGAUUCUUCUAUGUGACAGACAUUUCCUAUCGACUUACCCAAAAGAGCUAGGAGAGGCUUUUCCUCUGUUCACCAGUUUUCAAAAUAAUGGGUUGAUUCCCAAGCAUCAUCUAACAGCCAGUAGUUUUUUGUUUUUAGUGCCAAUAGGAUACAUUUGAUAUAUUUUAUGUAUUUUAAUCCAUUAUGGUAAUUAUUUCUGUCCUUGACUUCUUUUUGAUAGUCAUUCUCUGCAACUUUUCUACUGUUUUCCUGAUCUGCCGUUUCUUACUUACAGGUACAAACGCUCUGUGUAGUCCUUAAUGACUGCUGGGCCCCCAGUUUUUAUCCUCAUCCCUCUUUCUCUCCCAUUUUGUCCUCUUUUAUUGGAUGAUUUUGUCUCUUCUUGGGUUUCCACUACUUAUAGGCCAGGAGCACUGAUCCUUGCUUCCAUCCAGAACUCUCCUUGGAGUCUACCAGAAUUCUCACUCAGAGGAGAACUUCAUACUCCACUUACCUUCCUUUGCCCUUCCCCAAACCUCCUCCUCUUGUGUUCCUGUUUCAGUGAAUUGACACCACUGUUCAUCCAUCCAUUGACUGAGGAACCCAAACCCCAAAUGCAGAUGUCCUCCCCCUUUCCCAUGUCAGCCUCAGAUCAGUCACCAAGCUGAGUUUGGUUAUUCCUUUGUUAACUCCUAAAGCAGUCCCUUUCUCUCCUUCCCUCCUGUUUUACUUUGGGCCCCUUUAUUCCAUGCUCAAGUUAUCCCAAAAGCUUACAGAUAAAGUCCUGUGUGAUCUGCUUCCUGCAGAGUCCCCCCAAUUUUACCUUUGCUGCAGGCCCUUGCCUAAAUUGGAACCUCAGUUAAACCAGACUACUUAUGGUUUGCACCCGGGGUGGAAAAGUGCUGCAAACCGGGUCUGAGACCUGGUCGGUCAAGGCAGUGGAUAGGUGGACAUCAAAGGAAGAGACUUAGAAAAUGAGUGGGACCAGUGGCAUCUCUUCUGAGAGAGAUGAAGUCUUGAAAGGAAGCAGUGUCCCUAGCAGGCUUGGCGGAUGAAGAAGAAAAAGAAAGCGGAAAGCUGAAGAUAACAGCCUAUCGGUAGCAAGUCAAAGAUUCAGAAGAAAAUGGACAACUUCCCCACCCCUAGUUCCUAGACAUUACUUAUUAAAGACACUUUACAACAUUAACCAGUUGGAAAAGAUUCUCUUGGACCAAGAAACAGAGAAAGCCAUUCGAUCAAUCCAUUUUACCUCUGCCCCCAAAGAGUUGCGUGUUAUU